This is a messenger RNA of Beta vulgaris subsp. vulgaris (sugar beet), 1759 nucleotides long. Its product is annotated as patellin-6. The coding region runs from base 324 to 1580 and encodes 418 amino acids. Gene Ontology annotation, molecular function: lipid binding. NCBI's taxonomy places the organism in Eukaryota, Viridiplantae, Streptophyta, Magnoliopsida, Caryophyllales, Amaranthaceae. The record is from RefSeq and is a predicted model, not a curated record. The transcript is spliced from 4 exons.
CAUUCAAAAUGAGGUAUGCCUAAAACCUCACGCGACCCCUCUUUGACAGCUUUUCCUGUUGAAGAUACCACUCCCUCAUUUCUAUUAUUUAUCCCAUUUUUUCCUCUCUCUCCUCCCUUCUUUUUCACUUACCUCUGUUUUUUUCUGUGAAAGUAACCUCUUUCUGCUCCAAAUCUCUUCUUCCUCAUUUACCCAUUUUGCCAAACAAAUUCUACCCAUUACUCAAAUCACUUCUUUCUACAAAACCCACAUUUUAUUUCUUCCUAAAAACCCAUAAAUUCUUACCAAAAACAGAGGAAAAACAGAGCAAAAAAAAAAAAAAAAUGGAAGCAUCUUCUCCAUUAUCUCAACUACCCAUUUCAACUCCAUCACCAAACACACAAAAACUCCCAACAAAAAGAAACUUAAUCACUUCAUUAAUGGAAGCUACAACUCUUCGUUCUCCUUCUUUCAAAGAAGACACUUAUGUUCUUUCUAAUCUCAAAUCUUCAGAAAAAAAAGCACUAAAUGACCUAAAAUCUAAGCUUUCUUCCUCUCAAAUUACCCAAAACCCAACAAUUUGGGGGGUCCCGCUUCUCUCAGAAGAUGAAAAAGCAGAUGUAAUCCUUUUAAAGUUUCUUAGGGCUAGAGAUUUCAAAGUUUCUGAAGCUUUAAACAUGCUUGAGAAAUCUCUUGCUUGGAGAAAACAAUUUGGUGCAGAUGGUAUUGUUGAAGAAGAAUUAGGGUUUAAGGAAUUAGAGGGUUUAGUUGCUUAUAUGCAUGGAUUUGAUAGAGAAGGUCACCCUGUUUGUUAUAAUGCAUAUGGUGUUUUUAAAGAUAAGGAAAUGUAUGAAAGGAUUUUUGGUGAUGAUGAUAAACUUGAUAAGUUUUUAAGGUGGAGAGUUCAAGUUCUUGAAAGAGGGAUUAAAUUGUUGCAUUUUAAACCUGGUGCUGUUAAUUCUAUUAUUCAAGUUACUGAUCUUAAAGAUAUGCCUAAAAGAGAACUUAGAGUUGCUUCUAAUCAGAUUUUAUCUCUCUUUCAAGAUAAUUAUCCUGAGAUGGUUGCUCGUAAGAUUUUCAUCAAUGUGCCAUGGUAUUUUAGCUUGUUGUACUCCAUGUUUAGCCCAUUUUUAACUCAAAGAACAAAGAGCAAGUUUGUGAUUGCUAAAGAAAGCAAUGUUGCUGAGAUUCUCUACAAGUUUGUAAGGCCAGAGGAUGUACCGGUUCAAUACGGGGGACUGAGUCGACCAGGCGAUCUCCAAAAUGGUCCAGCAAAACCGGCCUCCGAGUUCACUGUCAAAGGGGGUGAGAAGGUUAAUAUUCAAAUUGAAGGCAUUGAGGCGGGUGCAACAAUAACAUGGGACUUGGUUGUGGGAGGUUGGGACUUGGAGUACAGCGCUGAGUUCAUCCCAAAUGCCCAGGAUAGCUACAGCCUCGCCGUGGAGAAACCGAGAAAACUCAGCCCCUCUGACGAAGCCAUCCACAACUCGUUCUUGGCAAGAGAGGCGGGGAAACUCGUGCUGUCUGUUGACAACACCACAUCACGGAGGAGAAAGGUUGCUGCCUAUCGCUAUAUUGUCCGCAAAUCUGCACUAGUCUAGUAUGAUCCCUUAUGUAAAAUAAUCAAAGCAUCCUAGGUCUUUUAGGUUUCGGCUCUUUUUUGUUUGUUUGAGGUUAUUAAACUUAUAGCUCUUCCUGCUUAUAUAUUUUAACUGAUGUUGUCUUGUAUGCCUAAGCCUAUGAAUCUAUAUUCUAUAUAAAGCAAGUUAUAUUUAAGUAA